CAGUGGGGGCAGUGGCAGUGAGUGGCAGUGGGGCAGUGGCGAUGCCGGGCUAUGACUAUAAGUUCCUGGAGAAGCCGAAGCGCCGCUCGCAGUGCCCUCUGUGCAGUAAACCCAUGAGAGAGCCCGUCCAGGUCUCCACCUGCGGACACCGCUUCUGUGACACCUGUCUCCAGGAGUUCCUCAGUGAGGGCGUGUUUAAAUGUCCCGAGGACCAACUUCCGCUGGACUACGCCAAGAUUUACCCCGACCCAGAACUCGAGGCUCUGAUCCUGUCCCUGACCAUUCGCUGCAUUCACAGUGAGGAGGGCUGCAGGUGGACUGGACAGAUUAAACAGCUGCAGGUGCACCUCGCCUGCUGCCCGUUCAAUGUCAUUCCCUGCCCAAACCGCUGCACAAUCAAGCUGAGCAGGAGAGAUCUGGCUGAACACCUGCAGCACGACUGCCCCAAACGGCGGGUCAAGUGUGAAUACUGCGGGAAUGACUUCACCGGAGAAGGUUACGAGAAUCACCAGGGAAUUUGCCCCCAGGAGAGCGUGUACUGUGAGAACAAGUGCGGGGCCAGGAUGAUGAGACGCCUCCUGUCACAACAUUCCCUUGCAGACUGUCCGAAACGAACACAGCCCUGCAAGUUCUGCGGCAAGGAAUUUGUGUUCGACACAAUACAGAACCAUCAGUACCAGUGCCCGAGAUACCCAGUGACCUGCCCCAACCAGUGCGGGAUGCCAAACAUCGCCAGGGAAGACCUCGCUAAUCACCUGAAAGAUAACUGUAACACGGCCAUGGUGCUGUGUCCCUUCAAAGACGCCGGCUGUAAACACAGGUGUCACAAGAUCGCGAUGGCCAGACACAUGGAAGAGAACCUGAAGGUUCACCUGAACAUGAUGUGCAGCCUGGUGAGCCGGCAACGCCAGGACAUCUUAGAGCUGCGUCGGGAGGUGGAAGAGCUCUCGGUCGGCAGUGACGGCGUUCUCAUCUGGAAGAUCGCCGACUACUCCCGCAAGAUGCAGGAGGCCAAAGUGAGGAACAACUACGAGUUCUUCAGCCCCCCCUUCUACACCCACAGGUACGGCUACAAGCUCCAGGUCUCGGCCUUCCUCAACGGCAAUGGCAGCGGGGAAGGCACCCACCUCUCCGUGUACAUCCGGGUCCUGCCCGGGGAGUACGACAACCUGCUCGAGUGGCCCUUCGCUUUCAAGGUGACCUUCUCCAUCCUGGAUCAGAGCGACCCCUCCCUGUCCAAGCCGCAGCACAUCACCGAGACCUUCACCCCAGACCCCAACUGGAAGAACUUCCAGAAGCCCGCCAACUCCAGGAACUCCAUGGACGAGAGCACGCUGGGCUUCGGCUACCCCAAGUUCAUCUCCCACGAGGAGAUCAAGAAGAGGAACUAUGUGAGGGACAAUUCCAUCUUCAUUCGGGCAUCUGUAGAGAUCCCUCAAAAGAUCCUAGCAUAAGCACAGAGGCCAGAGGACAUACCUUGUUGGUGGGACAUCUUUAUAACUGGAAGGAAAUGGACCAAUUUCUCUUUUAUCAUCAAAAGCUUUUUUUUUAAGACAUAUAUAUAUCUAUAUUGUGAUACAAACGAAAUUUGACCCCCAACCUAACAGGGGGCUCUACGUUUGAGUUGAGUCCUCCCAACUGUGCACUGUGAUAGCUGCCCUACUGUGCAUGCGUUUCAAAACGGCAUGAUACUUAAGGACACUGGGUCUGCCCACUUCAGGGAGACAAUUUAUACCUCCGCCGCUCUCUUUUUAUAUCGUAAUAAACGGAUACCUGUUUAAACUUG
Messenger RNA from Callorhinchus milii (elephant shark), 1786 nucleotides. RefSeq names its product TNF receptor-associated factor 4. The transcript is spliced from 7 exons. The record is from RefSeq and is a predicted model, not a curated record. Gene Ontology annotation, molecular function: protein binding; zinc ion binding. Bases 42 to 1454 code for a protein of 470 amino acids. Gene Ontology annotation, biological process: signal transduction; positive regulation of JNK cascade; activation of NF-kappaB-inducing kinase activity. NCBI's taxonomy places the organism in Eukaryota, Metazoa, Chordata, Chondrichthyes, Chimaeriformes, Callorhinchidae.